GUGAUGUUUAUUUUCACACGGUACCUAUAUCUUCAAUAAUAUUUAUAAUAUUUCCUCUAAUCAUAAUGAAAUGCAACGAAAAUGAUAAAAGCAGACCUCGCAAUCACAUGAAUGUGGACAAUUUGGAUAAAGCACUACACGAUUUAGGAAUGCUUAGUGCUAUAACAGAAGCGCGCCGUGAGUACCUGAAAGAAUCAAAAUCUAAUUUCAGUGUGAUGCGUUUAAAUACGCGAUAUGUUUCUAACGUCACUGUUGGCUAUUGUAUGAAAAGAAGUGCUAACAAAAGUAGAAUGUGUCCCUAUGUCUUACCUGUCCGACAUAGGACGAAGAGUGAGAACUCUGACGCUGUCGGUAGUGAUAUACAUGAUGGCUGUGACUUCAAAUACAGUAUAUUAGAGCCAUCUACUAGUAGUGCUAGAGAAAACUUUGAUAAAAGUACAAAAAGAUGUCAAUCACUUGAGAAUCUCAAUCUGAUCAUAGACCCACCUCCAAAGCCUGAAAUAUCACCGGAUAUGGAUUGUAUGUCUACAAGGAUCCAGAAGUUACAAGUUGAUGAAUGACAUUGAUAUUUGUGGUAUGUCUGGAUGUAUGGUAGCUUUAGAUUAGAUGUGUAACUUAUGUGUCCAUUUACCAUUUGAUAUGAGUGUGUUUAUGAGACUUUUGUUCCUAAGGCUUGUAUUUUUUGUUACAAAUUACAAUUGUCAGACUACUUAAGUUUUUGUAGGACACUAUUUAAAUAAAAAUAAAACAUUCUGAGUGUGAUUAUAACCUAAUUUUAACUUAACUAGAAAUAACUUGAAUCAAUAAUUUGCUAACCCUUUGAUAAAUCCUUUAUACUUAAAUCAGUGUCAUUUCAUAGAGAUGCUGUUACAAUGAUGUAUAAGUGUUUGAAAUUGGCUGGUCAUCCAAUAUAUACAUUUUUAUAUAACAUUCAAUCCAUUUAAAUUGUAGAAAACUAUUUCUGUAUGAAAAGGCUUCCCUGUUUAUUUUAAGUGUAGUUUUAUUUAAAAAAAUACAAAUGUUUAUUAUUCUGUAUAAAAAUAUUUUAGAUAUAUUUUUCAUCAUAAAACAAUUUAUUUAUGCAUGAACAUAUUAACACAAUUUUUGUUUUUUAAAACAAAAAAAUAUAUUAAACCCCUACAUUCAUUAAAGGUAACUAAUAAGUUUUAUAAGGGAGCAUUGUGUAAAAAUGGCAUUAUGAUAUUAAAUUUCAGAAAAUGUUUUAUUAUUUCACACAUAAUCAUUGUUUUAGAUAAAUAAGAUUUAAUGUUACAUUAAUGGUACAGCUACAUGCCUUAUACAUAUAACCUAUAUAAAAUGAUCAUCUUUAAAUGUAAUAAAACUUAGGAACUAAACCAUAUGCAAUUUCCUUAACCAAUGAUUUUUGUAUAUUGAUAAAAGCAUUUGUAACACUAAAUUUAUUAUGUUAUAAUGCAUGUAGCCAUUAUCCAUAAGAGAUCUCACAUCACAAAGUAUAAAGUAUUGUGUUAUUUAUUUAGUGAGAUAUUAUGUCACUUAGAUGUGCGACUAAUGGUUGUUAACAUUUUGUUAGUUUCUUUGAAAAUAUUUGAAAUAAAUAUUGCCUUUAGGUGUAUAUGGCAUUUUUUUUCAUGA
Messenger RNA from Pieris brassicae (large cabbage white), 1614 nucleotides. RefSeq lists its product as uncharacterized. Lineage: Eukaryota; Metazoa; Arthropoda; Insecta; Lepidoptera; Pieridae. The transcript is spliced from 2 exons. The coding region runs from base 66 to 560 and encodes 164 amino acids. The record is from RefSeq and is a predicted model, not a curated record.